GUUCUUUAAAUGAAUUGAACAAGAACUGCAGCAGGUACAAGAACCCAAGGUAGCCAAAUCUCCAGUUGUGGACAUCUUGGAUUUCUGAGUUUGCAGCAGUACUGAACGUUCUGGUCUACCUUCGCACUUGUCAAUUUUUUUAAAUACUCAUCAUGUGAUUAUAAAACAUUUGCAGAGAAAAUUACACCACAAAGAGAUACCACUAUAAUUUCAGAACCUAGUGCCAAAGAUGCCAGUUCAGUCCGCUUCAGAGUUCACGGAUGAUACUCAAAGUCUAGGUCGUUCAGCUGAGUCACAUUCAACCCUUGAAUUAGCAUCUGACAGUACCAGUUCACCAAAACCUCCCCAGGAGAUAUCUUCUGCACAGAUGGAGGGGUGUCUUCUUUGUGCUUGCUCAUUUUGUAAGACAACUUUUAGAUGCAAUGAAGAACUCCUAGAGCAUCUCAUAGUCCAUCAGCAUUCCACUGCUCUUGCUCCUGAAAAUGAGUGCCUCAGUUCUGAUAAUGAGGGUGUCAAAUCAGAUGGGGAAGGUCUCGACCAAGAUUUCUUAGGCCACAAUGAAGAUCCCACCACCAGUAUUGACAGUGACAACAAACCUGUUGAAUGUGAGGUGUGCCCAUACACCUGUUCUACUUCAGAGGAAUUGGAAAGCCACUUGAUUAAACACAGGGAUGCAUACCCAUAUCAUUGUUCAAACUGUGGAAAAAGAUGCAAGAAGACCUGGUGUUUAAAAACCCAUGCAAUAACACAUGGUGGGACACUGAAGGGCCGGAAAAAGAACAGAAAAUCAAAGGACAUUAAGAAUGAUCAGCCAGGCCUUGAUGAACCUGUUACAAUAAACGGUGUCAUUCAAGAACAAUCUGACAAACCGCUAUCCAGUACUUUGAAAAAGUGCAUGUUUUGUGGCCUUUUUUAUACCAAAAAUAUCCUUAGAGAGCAUUGUAAAAUACAUAUAGCAAAAUCUGAUGCUACUAAAAACUAUUCAACUGGACCAACACCUGAAAUUAAUCCCAUUGCUCCACCUUCAACACUCUCUGCAAAUGUUUCUUUUUCAUCUGAUGGCAAUAAGCUGGAUAAAGAAGAACGUGAAAAGGGUGUCUUCAUGGGUUUUCUAAACCUAAAGCCCAAAUCAUCUUCUCCAGAGAAACCAAAACACUCCGUAAUGUGGAUCGCAGCACUGGAUCCAGUGGUCAGUUGUCAAACAUGGCGAUUGGACACCACAGGGAAAUUGGAUGACCGUGACGAGAAAGCAAAAGAAGCUAUACACAGAGCAAAUGCUGAUGCAGACCCUUCAACCGUCAAGGGAAGAAAAAUAAAAAACAGUGUGAGAAAGGGUGAACCUGUGAUUCUUAAGAUUAAGGAUGCUACCCAAAAGGUUCCUUUGCCCGACCAAAAUCAUGAAAAUAGUCCAAAUGAAGUGCCUUCACCAGAUCGACAACAAACUGCACUGACUGAGAAUGACAGGCCAACCCUCUGUAAAGACUGUGGGAAAUAUUUUAAAACCUAUCACCAGCUUGUGUUGCACUUACAAGUGCACAAAAAGGAGAGGAGUGAUUCUGAAUGUUCCUCAAUGAGUAGUGCAAGUGGAAGUCCAUCUGUUUCUUCAGAUACCACAGCCAAUGUGGAACAUCAACAAACCCCAAUGCAAGUUAGUUUGGGGGAAAUGCCAGAAGAUACAAGUAGUGAACCUAUGCAAGCAGAAAAUAUCGAAGAUUAUAACAACAAGAAAAAAAAGAAAUCCCAAUCUCCGAAAUGUACUUAUUGUGGAAAGAGUUUUGGAUCGAAUUACUAUUUGACUGUCCAUAUCCGUUCACACACGGGUGAAAAACCAUACGAGUGUGAAAUGUGCGAUUAUACCUCGGCACAAGCCACCUCUUUAAAAUACCAUUUGCGACACCAUCAUCACUUUAAGGAAGAAGAUGCCAGUGCUAAAGUGAAGCAGAUGAGUAAAAUAGUUUCUCAAAAAUCUGCAAACUCUUCAUUAAAAGAAGCCAGACCAGAUAGUGAGGAAGUGAAUACUCCUAAAGAAGACCGCAAACCUCCAAUGAAACCAUAUAAACUUCUUCCUUCUUUGCAAAACACAUCUGGAGAUUUAAAUCCACCUUUGGGAAAUGGGGACCCUGUUAGACCACCACUCCUCCUUAAUGGUGAUGUUGAUGAAGCACUACCUGGCCAAUCUGAAUCUGAAGAGAUGGAAGUGACUGAUGACCUUGGACUUCAUCAAGGAAGUCAUACAACCCCUCCUAUAAAUCCUCAGUCAUUGCCAUUAAAUUUGAGUUUAACAACUGCUGAAGAUAACCAAAAAUAUCCUGCCAUGCUUGCCUUCCUGAACAUUAAUAAAUGCCAAUAUUGUAGCUACAAUACUUUGUACCCUGAAGUUUUGGAAAUGCAUAAUAAGCUUUCUCACAAAUCGUAUAUUGCUCUGGAGAAUGGAACCAAAUAUAAAAGCACUGGACCUUCUAUUAAAAAGAGACGUACGGGAUGCCCUUCUGCAUUAAAUGGAUUUGACAUUUUACCCUUACAGCAGGGUGGUCUUACAGCUAAUGGUCCAACAUCACAGCCCAAGCUUCUCCUCAAUGAAAAGGCUAAACGGGCACCUGCUUUACCCUCCGUACCAGAUCUGAGAAAUAUAGAUCAAGAGAAUUAUGUACUGCCGGAAAGACAACACAAUGGUCUUCCAGGAAAUAAUUCUUCUUUAUUGCAGCAUGAUUUGCAAAGAAUUUCACAUCUUGUAGAGAGAAUGCAAUAUCCUGAACCUAACCGACCAACUUGCAAUGGAUCGAAAAAUCCCACCGAUGGAAAUACUGUGUAUAAACCUCAAAAUACAUGGUCUGGUGACAAAUCAUUUACUAAGGCCAUGGACUCUAACCUAGAGCCGUAUGCCAAGAAGGCUAAGCGCAGUAUGACAAAUGACUUGGCAAAUUCUGAUGUGGCCAAGAAAGGACUUAAUGCUUUGGAUUCCUGUAUUUCUGCUCAUGAGAUGCUUCCUGGAAAACCUUCAACCUUGACUUUGCUUAGCAUAGGGGUUCAACCAACACCUGUGCAUGUUCCAAGUGAUCAGUCAUCUGAUCUGGCAUCUACCUCUAAUACUGAAGGAAUUAGACGCUCUUCCCGUCGUCGAGGAAAACGAGAUUCCGUACUUAAGGAUAAACGAUUUUGAAUGUUCACAUUAUUUAAUA
This is a messenger RNA of Pelobates fuscus (common spadefoot toad), 3179 nucleotides long. It is a transcript of the gene ZNF217, whose product is annotated as zinc finger protein 217. The coding region runs from base 230 to 3160 and encodes 976 amino acids. NCBI's taxonomy places the organism in Eukaryota, Metazoa, Chordata, Amphibia, Anura, Pelobatidae. Gene Ontology annotation, biological process: regulation of DNA-templated transcription. The record is from RefSeq and is a predicted model, not a curated record. Gene Ontology annotation, molecular function: DNA-binding transcription factor activity, RNA polymerase II-specific; RNA polymerase II cis-regulatory region sequence-specific DNA binding. Gene Ontology annotation, cellular component: nucleus. The transcript is spliced from 5 exons.